Spodoptera litura is the source of this 584-nucleotide messenger RNA. RefSeq lists its product as uncharacterized. NCBI's taxonomy places the organism in Eukaryota, Metazoa, Arthropoda, Insecta, Lepidoptera, Noctuidae. The record is from RefSeq and is a predicted model, not a curated record.
UUCACCGCGAGCAGUCAUCACGAAUACAGUGCACAAUGACUCCAAUUAUUGUCUCCGCAUUUUCCUUCUACAUUCUUCUGUGUGCAGUAAUGGCAAAACCCACGGAAAUCGCAAGCGAUAGUGAACUUAAAAGUGUUGAAGAAUAUCGUUCAGUUCAGCUUAACAGUAAUGAUAGUGGUGAUUUAAAUACAAUUUCUGCGUCAGGCAAUGUGCCUGUUGCUGGUGUUAAAAGUUCGAGACGGAGACGACACGCAAUGAAGGGCUCUGGAUGUCCUAGUGAUACUGUCAAGGCCUAUGGUAGCUGUUUACCAUUUGACGUAUAUGAACAGAUUCUACCAGAUAUUAUGGAUCGGUAAUUUCUAAGAACCCGACGAUGGUCUCAGUAUGGAAAUCUAGACUUUUCUGUGAACAACAAUUUGGAAAUACUCAAAUUCAUAAUCGACAAUGGUUAUUCAUUUAUUUAUUACAAUUCUAUGCUGCUUACACCAAACAACAUUAUAAAUUAGUUAGUAUUUAUACAGCUAUGUUUUUAUGAUAACUAUCGUGAGACAUAAUAAAUUAACUAAAAUCGCGGGUUACUCACG